This is a messenger RNA of Diachasma alloeum, 3140 nucleotides long. It is a transcript of the gene EMC1, whose product is annotated as ER membrane protein complex subunit 1. The record is from RefSeq and is a predicted model, not a curated record. Bases 43 to 2832 code for a protein of 929 amino acids. Gene Ontology annotation, cellular component: EMC complex. Gene Ontology annotation, molecular function: protein binding. NCBI's taxonomy places the organism in Eukaryota, Metazoa, Arthropoda, Insecta, Hymenoptera, Braconidae. Gene Ontology annotation, biological process: protein folding in endoplasmic reticulum. The transcript is spliced from 12 exons.
UAACCCAAUUCAGUUGUGACAAUGAUAAUAUAGCUGUUAAUCAUGGCACCGUUCGUGUGGACUUUCAAGGGAAAUAUCCACCGGUUUAUCACGGAUGGACAAUUUAUUCAGUAUUUUAUUAUUCUAUUUUCAUUGUUCAAUUUGUCGUUGUGCCUCUACGAGGAUCAAGUUGGUAAAUUCGACUGGAAACAGAAUUACGUAGGGAGAAUUAAAUUCGCUAGUUUUGAUACAGUAUCGACUGCCAAGAAGAUAAUUGUUGCCACUGAGGAAAAUGUGCUUGCAGCUCUCAAUUUGAAAUCAGGCCAAAUAAUAUGGAGGAGAGUAUUGGAACGUGGUUACGCAGGUCGAAUUCGUUCCCUGAGUGGCGUAGCAGAUGGUGAUUUGAUAACAGUAAGCGGUGGAGUUCCAGCAAUAGUUCGUGUCUGGGACCUAGCUGCUGGCCACAUCCUCAACGAGUGGCCAGUUGCGGAGCAAAAUCCCGAGCGGUUGGAGGAUGUUAAGUGGCACAUAAAAGAUGGUACCCUUCACCAUAUUCUGCCAAUAUACAGUAGUGGAGUUGAGGUGACGUCGUAUGACAGUAAAACUGGGGAGAAAUUGAAAACAAGAAAGGUUUCAGCCCCAUUUAUAACAGCAGAAACAAAAUGUGUAUUGGCAGCGCCAUAUCUAGCCUGUCUCAAGAGUGACACGUCACUAGCGAUCCUCUUCUUAGUGAAUCUCUUCGACCCAAAUGCACAGCCACAUUCAGUAACGAGUAAUAAUAUAUUUGGGGCUGGGGCCCGGGGGCCAUUCACUCUGGAGGCAGUACCAGGGGAUGAGUCUGUUUUAUCAGUAACUGCUGAGGGAGAUAAUAGAAAACGUAUCAUGAUACCUGGUGAUACACCGAAUAUCAUUCCAAGGGAUAUUGAGGGUGAUGCUAGACUUUAUAUCACGAGCCUUGAUGAGGAGAAAGUACUUCUGGAAACUACUUAUCGUAAUGGGGUGACAGAGAUCAAGGCAUCCUCUCUACUGGACUCGACCCCAAUGCCAGAGCUCUCAGCAUCGAUAUCCCACACAGCCCUCCUCUCCCCGAGCAUAAAAGCCUCCAUCUGCCCGCGAAUGCCGAAGGGAGUGAUCUGUCGUCACUUGAUGAGCUCCGAGGACGACGGAGUAGCGCUCCUCCAGCACAAUAAGCUAGUGUGGUCCCGAGAAGAGGCGCUAGCCAGCAUCACCAUCGUCGAGAUGAUGGAGCUUCCCAUGUCGGACAGGGAUCAAACCAUCGAGACAGAAUUCGACCAAAAAGAGAGUAUCGAUAUAGACAGUUCAUGGGAUGUCGUCGGAAUGAUGACGAGGAGAGUGACUGCCCAAUUUAAUCAACUGAAAUCGUUCCUUCAGUCGUCGUUUGGAGUGACUCCGCAGGCGUCGAAUCAGAGGGCUGAUCUGGUGAGAGAUAAGUUUGGCCUUCACAAGAUGAUCGUUGUGGUGACGUCAGCGGGAAAAUUAUUUGGUAUUGAGUCGAAGAAGGGGGAGAUCAUCUGGCAGUUGAGGGUUCAGGAUAUGGCCACUGAGAGGAAGGACUCGAAACCACUGAUAUUGUACGUUCAACGGGGCAGCAGACACUUCCCCUAUCCCCCACAGUGCGCUCUGCUGUCAACUGACAAGAACACGGGGGAGGGAAUUAUUUAUACGUUCAACCCCAUCACUGGGCAACCCCUGGAUGGACUGGUGAAGCUGGAGUACAAGGUCAAACAGUCCAUGCUGCUGCACGACGCCACUGAGGAUUUUCUCAGGGCUAUUCUGCUCCUCGAUUCUAGGGAUAGGGUACAUGUUUUCCCGGAGAAUGCGACUGCAGUGGCUGCUGCCAGCGGCAAGAGCACUUACUUGUUCACUGCUGAUGCUGGAACUGGAAUUGUGGCUGGAUUUUCGCUUGGGUAUAGCACACCUGAGGAAUUGAUAGCUCAUAAAGUCUGGGAACUAGUGCUAGCCCCUAAAAACCAAAAAAUCACCCACGUCGUGUCGAAGAAUCCAAUCGAACGUGUCCACUCCCAGGGACGUGUUCUGGGUGAUAGAUCAGUACUUUAUAAGUAUAUUAAUCCAAAUCUAGUUGCGGUUGUUACCCAGGGUGUUGGUAGCACUCUCAAGAAUACGAUAACAUUGUACCUCCUGGAUGUAGUCUCAGGAGCAAUGAUAUUCUCCAUUGCCCACAAACGAGUGCGCGGACCUAUCCACAUAGUUCACUCUGAGAACUGGCUCGUUUAUAGUUAUUACAAUGACAAGAGUCGUAGAACUGAAGUAGCAACAUUAGAGCUUUACGAGGGAAAAGUGCAGAGUAAUACCACUGUGUUCUCAUCAUUAACGACAACACGACUACCUAUGGUAGAGCGGCAAGCAUUUAUAUUCCCAGCGUCCAUUGAAUCAAUGAGGGAAACCAUUACUGAGAAGGGAAUAACGAGUAAACAUAUACUAGUGGCUCUAGCUAAUGGUGGAAUCCUGGAGUUACCCUGGAUGAUGCUGGAUCCAAGACGACCCACCAAUCCUGAAUUGCGAGAAGAGGGUGUAAUUCCUUACAUGCCAGAGAUACCAAUUCAUAUGGAUGCCAUCAUCAACUACAACCAAAGUGUAUUCAGGGUAUCAGGAAUUUACACGAGUCCCAGUGGCCUUGAAAGUACCUGUUUAAUUUUUGCACAUGGACUUGAUUUAUUCUACACAAGAGUUGCGCCAUCGAAGACAUUCGACGUCCUGAAAGAAGACUUUGAUUACUAUCUCAUCGUGAUAGUCCUCGCAGCUCUCUUGAUCUCAUCCUACGUAACAAAAAAAUUGGCAUCGCAGAAAGCACAGAAGCAGGCGUGGAAGUGAAUUCAUCGCCAGUCGCCCCAGAAAGAUAAUCUCCUUCAUUCAAUUAAUUUUCACCCUCGUAUGUUACAAUUUUAAACUUAUAAAGGCCACGUCACCCACCCUUUUGUAAAUUAAACAUUGUCAAUAUGUAAAUUAAUCUUAUUAAAACAAUGCCAUUGAUUUAUGUAAACACUUAUAAAAAUAGAAUCAAUUACUCUCAAACUGUUUUUAUAAACAAAACAUAGUUUCUAAGUGGAGACUAUUUAUGAAGUAAUGAGUGAGUGAGAAUGAGGCAUGCUGAUACCAAAAUAAAUUCGAAAUCAAAGGAA